UCUCUCCGGAAUUUCCACCUUUCUCCAUGGAAAAGAAAAACUUGCUAUAUAUAUCUUCGCGCUGUUUCUUCUGCUGAUUGAUCUUGAUUUUGGGUGGAUAAUCAUGGAGCUUCUUCAAGAGAUUGUCCUGACAGCUAUUGUUGCCGUUCUGUUUUCUUUUCUGAUAGCGAAGCUUGUGUCCGUGGCGAUGUCUGGUGGUUCUGUGGUUGAAUCGGAGUCGAAAUCGGGGACUGGUGUUGAUGAGGAGAUUAUUGUGCAAGAGUUGCAGUUUGGAGGAAGAUUGAAGGUUAAGGCAUUGGAAAGCGAGAGAAAGGUUGAGUUCGUGGAGGAAAUUGUCAGCGGAGCCGAGGAUUUUGGAGCAGCAGCGGCUCAGGUUGAGGAGAUCACGGAAUCGGUUGCUAGCGGUCCAGAAUUGGAAAUCGAAACGCUUCAGCAACCAGAAAAAUCAGAAUAUGAGGUGAAGCUUGAUGAUGUCGUUGACAAGAAGAGCUCUGGCAUAGGAAAAGGAACCGGACUUGAAAAAGAAAGUGCUAGCGAAGUUGCCGACGCCAAAGAAGAAUCGCCUAAGGCUGAUAAAGCAGCAGAAUCAGCUACUCUCAGCCGCGAAAUGGAAGCAGAAGCGUGUCAACUCCAGGAAAAAUCAGAAUCCGAGGUGAAGUUUGAUGAUUUUAUUGAAGGGAAGGUAGAGAACAAAGAGGUUGGGGAAAUGGUACCAGAAAAAUCAGAAUCUGAGGUGAACAAACAGGUCCGAGAAAUGGUGCAAGAAAAAUCAGAAUCUGAGGUCAAGUGUGAUGAUGCUGUUCAGGAGAAUGUAGAGAACAGAGAGGUCGAGAAAAUUGGUGAAGAAUUCGAGACCAAAAAUGAUCAGGAGGCGCAAUCUGAUGAGUUUGGUGUUGUAGAGAGUAAAUUGGAGAGAUUAGGUAGUGAAGAAAAAGAGAUGAAAUCGGAGAGUGAUGAUGAUUGGGAAGAUAUAGAAAGGAGUGAAUUGGAGAAGGCUUUUGCAGUUGCUGUUAAGUAUGUUGAGGGUAAGGGAGAAUUGGAAGGUAUGGAAAGUGAUGUGAAGAUGGAAAUGUAUGGACUCCACAAGGUUGCAACCCAGGGGCCAUGCAGAGAGACACAGCCUAUGGCUCUGAAGAUGUCUGCUCGCGCCAAGUGGAAUGCUUGGCAAGGGCUGGGAAACAUGAGUCCAGAGGUUGCUAUGGAGCAGUAUGUUGCACUUCUUUCAGAUAGAGUUCCUGGCUGGAUGGAAGACAACUCUACUGGAGAGAAUAAACAGGAACCUGUAGAAGCAGGAAAUCAAACUGCUAUUGCUCAUGAUACAAGUUCAUUUCCAGACUGUGAGACCAAAUCUACACAAGAAAGGAAUCCAGAAUUGGAGUCUGCAGCAGCGGGAGGUCAUUUGUCUGGAUGGUCAGACUUUGACAACCUGGCCAAAGAAUGACUAGCGUUGUUUCACUUCUUCAUCCCCCCAACUACAGGGGCUAUUCUCCUGGGUGUGAUUGACCAGAAGCUGGACUAUUCUUUUAUCAUCAAGUACAAGUGGUAAAGCUAUUAUGCUGCUUAUGUUUUCCCUUAGUGAAAACAACCUUGAUGUUGUGUGAUUGAGAAAACUGGAAUCAUUGUGCAUAUAUCCAUGUAAAUAUGUAUGCAUUUCCCACCCGUCUGUGUUUCUAAUAAUUCAAGAUGGCUUGGUGGUCGUUGUGACCCUUCAGCAUGCUUUUACUCGACUAAUUUUCUGCUUACUUUAUAUAUCGGUAUUUUCCAGUUCUUUUUGAUGUUGGAAAUACGUGAAGGGGUAUGUGCAAAUAUAGAUCCAUUGUAUUUACAGUGAUGUGCCAGGUACCCCUCACCCACACGUUUCAAAUUGUGGCAUGUAGAACAGAGCUAGUUGAUUGUAUAUUUGCAUUGCUAUUUCUGUGUGUUGGGGAAUUGUCUUUAGUUUAUCAUA
Messenger RNA from Rubroshorea leprosula, 1948 nucleotides. The record is from the annotation of a GenBank genome assembly. Lineage: Eukaryota; Viridiplantae; Streptophyta; Magnoliopsida; Malvales; Dipterocarpaceae.